CUUUUAUAGUCUAUUUCAAACUCAAAUUUUUAAUCUGUGCUCUGUUGUAGCUGAUUUGCCCGUGAUAAAAAAAAAAAUGAAAAAUGAUGGAAAAAUGAAUGAAGGCUAUGAAGUAUGAACAGUAAGCACCAAAUGAAAUGAUCUGCCUUUUGAUGUCGUGAACAGUUUUGAAAACCGAAAUUUCGGUUUUAUUGUGAUUAACAAAAAAUAAAGAUACAAGUGAAUUUUUUCAAUAUAUAAUUAUAGUAUUCAUAUAAAAAUGCAUUCUUGUCGGCAAGUGAUAUGUAAUUCAGCUCGCUGGAAGUGUGCUUUACCAAUUAAUUUAAAAACUUCUGUUAUUCAGCUCAAACCAGAGCAGUGUUCUGUGCUAGAAUGUCGCAAUUACUCAGCCCGGAAGGGAUUUUUCUCAUCCAUAAUAGAAAAUAUCAAAGAGGAUAUCGCUAAAAACAAGGAAAUGAAAGAAAAUAUAAAAAAAUUUAGAGAGGAAGCUCAGAAAUUAGAAAACUCGGAGGCCCUACAAGCUGCGAGAAAAAAGUUCCAUGCAGUAGAAUCAGAAGCCUCUAAAAGCUCAGAAGUAUUGAAAGAAACUCUCGAAGGCAUCAAGGGUAGAGUAGGACAUGUGUUGGAAGAAGCAAGUAAGACUGACAUUGUUAAAAAGGCUGGAAAAAUAACCGAAGAUAUAUCUAAGACAGCAAAGGAUGCAGCGGAAAGUUUAGCUGACAGAAGCCAACAGCUCGGCAAAACGACUGCUUUUAAAACAAUAUCACAGGCUACCGAGGUAGUUAAAAACGAAAUGGCUCCGAAGGGUUUGGAGGGUCGCGUGUAUACGUCGCCGGCGAGUUUACGGAAACGAGUCGAGGUGGCCGCUGAUGAGCGUUCAGUAACUCCGGACACCGAGACCCUGGGCGUGGAACUGCACAAGGACUCCAAGUUCUAUCAGCAGUGGGAGGACUUCAAGAAUAACAACCAGUAUGUUAACAAGGUACUAGAUUGGAAAAUUAAAUACGAAGAGUCAGAAAAUCCAGUUUUCCGAGCGUCAAGAUUCGUCACGGAUAAAGUGAGCAGUCUAUUCGGAAACUUAUUUGAAAAAACGGAACUGUCGACUACACUUACUGAAAUUUGUAAAAUAGAUCCAAAUUUUACCGCGCAGAAAUUUUUAGAAGAUUGUGCCAAUGAUAUAAUACCGAACAUUCUAGAAGCCAUGGUCCGGGGAGACUUGGAGAUACUUAAAGAUUGGUGUUACGAAGGUGUCUACAACAUUCUGGCGACACCGAUCAACCAAUGUAAGCAGCUUGGCUACCGGCUCGACUCUAAAAUACUCGAUAUUGAAAAUAUCGAGCUGGUGAUGGGUAAAAUGAUGGACCAAGGUCCCGUACUAGUGAUCACAUUCCAAUCUCAGCAAAUAAUGUGUGUGAGGGACGGUAAGAACAAUGUCAUAGAAGGAGAUUCAAACAAAGUUAUGCGAGUUAACUACGUUUGGGUUCUUUGUAGAGACCCUCAGGAACUAAAUCCUAAAGCGGCUUGGAGAUUACUCGAACUAUCAGCGAACAGUGUAGAACAGUUGAUAUAGUAAUUGUUAUUUUGUAGAUUGAUUAAAAUCGUUUUAUUGUUACAUGGUUUUAUUCUAAUCAGACCAUUUGCUUAACAGAUUUACAGCCUGUUUCACCGGUGCUGGAUAAUGCUAUUUGACGGAUUACACUAUUCAACGGAUUAAAGUUUUGAUAUAUUUUUUUUGUUUACCAUAGAAUUCCACAAUAUUAAUUAGAUAUUUUUAUUUGCAAAUAUGUAUUUAAAACCUAUAGUUUAUUAAUUAAGGAGAAACAGGUUCUAAUGACCUAUAAUCUAAUCGUAACUUAUUUGCAGGACAAACUUAAUCCAAAACCAGUGAACCAGGCUCUUAAUACAAAGCCUUAUUAUAAACUUAAUAUGUCAGUAUUUGCUCGUUAAAUAUUUAUUAUUCAUAAACGUGUUCAUUAUAGAAGAAUGUUAGUAAGCCAUAGCUUUUUCUAAUGGAAAGUAAUUUUUGUGCUUCGCCUGUCAUGUGAUUUCCUGUUUGGUGAAAAGUUUAGACAAUAUUAGAUAAUGAAAGUAUAGGUAAAUAAUGUUAUCGUAGUAUAAAAAAUUAAUAAUUAUUAUAAAAAUAUAAUAAAUAAUAAUAGAAAAAUCUUUGGAGAGUUACAUAACUGUAACUUGCUUAAACAAAGCUAUUCAUUUAAUUGGGCUGUUGUUAAACUAUUUAUUACUAAUUUGCUGUUUUAAAACCAUUGGUCUGUUCAUAGUUAUAUUUAUACACUAAUGUGUACCUAUGAUUUUAGUUUUGAUACUAUUGGUUCUAUUGUUGUAAUAAAUUGUUCUAUUUA
Messenger RNA from Melitaea cinxia (Glanville fritillary), 2360 nucleotides. Its product is annotated as mitochondrial import inner membrane translocase subunit TIM44. Gene Ontology annotation, cellular component: mitochondrial inner membrane. The coding region runs from base 260 to 1570 and encodes 436 amino acids. Gene Ontology annotation, molecular function: protein-folding chaperone binding. The transcript has 7 exons. The record is from RefSeq and is a predicted model, not a curated record. Lineage: Eukaryota; Metazoa; Arthropoda; Insecta; Lepidoptera; Nymphalidae. Gene Ontology annotation, biological process: protein import into mitochondrial matrix.